GUAACGACGCUGGGAGCUCCCCGUGCCAAAAGUUAAGGAGCUCGCGGACAAGACAACAUCAUUAAGCUGAAUUAGUUUAGUAAAAAAAAAAAAAAAAAGAAAGAAAAGAAAAGAAAGAAAGAAAAAACAAAUGUAACGCAGAAAUUUGAGUACAUUAGCUUUUAAUUAAUACUAGGAGGUAUUUUGACGUAGGACACUGUGACAGACGGCAGGUGGAUCUAAUCAGGAACUGAUUGAACCAGCUGCGGAACAUCAUAUGGAAGAAUCUACUGACCUGUAUGCUGAGUAUGAGACAAAUGGCCACCCUCCCUGGGCAGACCACCACCAGUCUGGGGAGGAUCUGGAUAAUGUGGACUGCCUCAGAAGAAAGAUCAAAUAUUACUUCAUGAACCCCUGUGAAAAGUUCCAUGCUCGUGGUCGAAAACCAUGGAAACUUUGUUUACAGAUUAUCAAAAUUGCAAUUAUUACAAUGCAGUUGGUGUCUUUUGGUCUCAGCAACCAGAUGGUAGUCACAUUCAGGGAAGAAAAUCUGAUGACAUUCAAGCACCUUUUCCUGAAAGAUUAUGUGGAUGGAAGUAUGGAUACCUAUGCUGUUUACAGACAGACAGAUGUUUAUGAUCACCUUGAUUAUAUUAUUCAACAGUAUGGACAUCUGCACAACACCACUGUGGGAAAUCAUGAAUAUGAGAAAGAUGGUGCUUCCUACACUCCACUGUCACUGUGUCAGUCAUACUACAGGAAUGGUACCAUCUAUCCUGGAAAUGAGACCUUUGAAAUUGAUGCCCAGGUGGAAACUGACUGUCUUGAUGUGUAUCCUAUGUAUCAUCCAUCACUGAGGGGAGUGCUUCCUGAUUUUGAACUGCGUUUCAAAACGAUGAUUUCUGUCAACGUCAGGUUUGUUCUUAAGGCCAUAAAUUUACAGACAGUUAGACAUCGAGAGCUGCCAGAUUGUUAUGACUUCACUGUCAUGAUCACUUUCAACAAUCAAGCUCACAGUGGAAGGAUAAAAAUUGACCUGGAAAAUGAUGUAGACAUCAAUGAAUGCAGAGACUGGAAAGUCACCGGUGCAUCUCCCAGGAACAUUCACCUGACGCUGCUGUUUGACUCCCUGAUCAUUAUUACAUGCAUCAUCUCCUUCACUCUCUGUAUGCGCUCUGUGCUCACCGGGAUUCGCCUGCAGAAUGAAUACACACUGUACUGCAGGAAACACACUGGAAAGGACGUCCCAUGGUCAGACAAGUUAGAGUUUGUGAAUGGGUGGUACAUCCUCAUCAUUGUCAGUGACACGCUGACCAUCAUUGGCUCCAUUCUGAAGAUAGACAUCCAGACUAAGGUCCUCACAAGCUAUGACGUCUGCAGCAUUUUUCUCGGAACGGGAACUAUGUUUGUCUGGAUUGGUGUCAUCCGCUACAUGGGCUACUUUAAGAAGUAUAAUAUUCUCAUCCUGACACUCAGGGCAGCGUUCCCAAAUGUUAUCCGGUUCAUCUGCUGCGCUGGAAUCAUCUACCUGAGUUAUUGCUUUUGUGGAUGGAUCGUUCUUGGUCCCUAUCAUGAAAAGUUUCGGACAUUGAACACAGUUUCGGAGUGUCUGUUCUCCCUGAUCAACGGAGAUGACAUGUUUCCCACCUUUAAGAACAUGAAACAGAAGAGCAGCCUGGUGUGGGUUUUCAGCAGAGUCUACCUCUACACCUUUGUCUCGCUCUUCAUCUACAUGAUCCUCAGCCUUUUCAUCACAAUCAUCACAGAUACUUACGACACCAUCAAGCAACAGCAGCAGAGUGGAACCCCAACAACAGAGCUGCAAAGAUUCCUGUCUGAGUGUAAUGAUCUGCCAAACUCUGGGGUGUACAGACUCAAGGAGGACAACUGCUUUUUAAACUGCUGCAUUAACAGGUAUUUCAGAGAAAAUUGCUAUUCCAAGUUUAAUAAUUGGCACCCUUGUGAAAAAGCAAACCAAUUUAGGACUAAUGAGAGCAAAAACAUGGUCAGUGUCUCAAAGACUUACUACUUUGUAGUCACCAGAUGUAACAUCUAGUUAUUUUUCUCCUUUUUAGGUUCAGGAAAGAUCAAGAGAUGCUGACUUCAGAGGCAUAGAGGUCCUUUGUAAUGGUAUACCUGUAAACAAUUUGCACUUUAUAUAUUGUAUUCAGUGGUGGGAGGAAGACUGAGGUGUUUGAUUUAUUUAAUGUCUGAUCAAAUGUUAAAAUUAGUCAGUGUUGAAAAGACCUUUUUGUCAUUCUACAGAGCACUUUAAUUAGUUUAGAACACUGAAUUCUGGUCUCAACAUGAAGCACUGACAUAAUACAACCUUACAAUGGAUUUCCUUAAAAUGCUUUGCUGAUGUAGAGAUUGUGGAGUUUCCUGAACAUGUAAAAGGAUGUGGUAUAAAGACUUAAAAUAAAUAUACUGGAGUGUAAACAAAAGGAGGCUUUAUUUCUCCAAAAUCAGGAGAAGUAAAACAAUAUAAAAGCUAAAUUAACAUCUUUUUUUUGUUUUUUACACUAGUUAAAAUGUGGUUAAAAAGAAGAAAAAUCCCAUUCAUUUCAGAAGUUCAAGGCAAAAUUACAAACACUAUUAAAACAUCGCUUCUAACCAUUUUAAAAUGUUUUUAGAGGCAGAUAAUGAUUCCAACCGCCACAAAAGUUCAGUGUUAGUCAAAGGGACAAUUUCCAGAGACGGGAUUUAUCAUUUGACCCUGAAUGGAAGGAGUAAAGACCUCUGAGAUGAAUUCCAACCAACAUGUACCUCUUGUAAAGACUUUGUGGAAUUUGCAACUUGCCUCUAGCAGAACAUGCAACGUUCCACUUCACCUUCCUGUAGAACGUCUCAAUGUAAGACCUUCAUCACAGGAAUCUGCAAAGUUCAGUUUGUUCUUGCUCCCGUUACCUUUGGUUUGGCUCAAGACACUGGAAUAGAGUAUCCUUACAGUUUGUGCAAUAGACACACCUGAGGUUAGUAUCUAGAGUAGGCAGUUGUUGCUAAUUAGUGGAGGUCUCUU
Sphaeramia orbicularis (orbiculate cardinalfish) is the source of this 2998-nucleotide messenger RNA. It is a transcript of the gene mcoln3b, whose product is annotated as mucolipin TRP cation channel 3b. The record is from RefSeq and is a predicted model, not a curated record. NCBI's taxonomy places the organism in Eukaryota, Metazoa, Chordata, Actinopteri, Kurtiformes, Apogonidae. Bases 257 to 2035 code for a protein of 592 amino acids. Gene Ontology annotation, cellular component: lysosomal membrane; plasma membrane. The transcript is spliced from 13 exons. Gene Ontology annotation, molecular function: NAADP-sensitive calcium-release channel activity.